ACCAGUUCAGGCGGCAGCGGCUCAGGGGAUGUUAGAGGCGCGCUGGGCGGCCGCGGAGCAGACUCGCUGGCUUCGAGCUGCGAGCUCCCGUCUCCCGCCAUGGCCCCCGCUCCGCCCCCCGCCGCCUCCUUCUCCCCCGCCGAGGUCCAGCGGCGCCUGGCGGCCGGCGCCUGCUGGGUCCGCUGCGGGGCCCGCCUCUACGACCUCACCGGCUUCGUGCGGCACCACCCAGGGGGCGAGCAGCUGCUGCGGGCACGGGCUGGUCAGGAUGUUAGCGCCGACCUGGACGGGCCACCGCACCGGCACUCGGACAACGCGCGCCGCUGGCUCGAGCAGUACUACGUGGGGGACCUGCAAGGAGACCCUCAGGGAGAAGAAAAGUGAAGAGAAUAAGACCACCCACAUGAGUGUCUACCCUUUUUCAAGUGCACUCGGUGCCCUUGAUUUCCACCCACCCUGCCCUGCCAUGGUUCUCCCACCACUCCUGACUCAUCGUGGGGCAGUUGGGGGUUCUCUUCCCUCGCCCACUGACCUGGUAGACUGGCGGAAGCCCCUACUGUGGCAGGUAGGCCACUUGGGAGAGAAGUACGAUGAGUGGGUCCACCAGCCGGUGACCAGGCCCAUCCGCCUCUUCCACUCAGAUCUCGUCGAGGCCCUCAGCAAGACUGUCUGGUACAGCGUCCCCGUCAUCUGGGUUCCCCUGAUGCUGUAUCUUAGUUGGUCCUACUACCAAACCCUCGCCCAGGGCAACGUCCGACUCUUCGCGUCCUUCACCACAGAGUACUCAGUAGCCAUGCCCGAGUCCACGUUCCCGGGCCUCUUCGUGCUGGGGCUGCUCCUCUGGAGCCUAGUAGAGUACCUCAUCCACCGCUUCCUGUUCCACAUGAAGCCCCCCAAUGACAGCUAUUACCUCAUCAUGCUGCACUUCGUCAUGCACGGCCAGCACCACAAGGCACCCUUCGACGAGUCCCGCCUGGUCUUCCCCCCUGUGCCAGCCUCUCUGGUGAUCGCUUUCUUCUACGUGUUCUUACGGCUCAUCCUGCCCGAGGCGGUGGGGGGCACUGUGUUUGCAGGGGGCCUCCUGGGCUACAUCAUCUACGACAUGAUCCACUACUAUCUUCACUUCGGCUCCCCGCACAAGGGCUCCUACCUGUACAACCUGAAGGCCCACCACGUCAAGCACCACUUUGCACAUCAGCAGUCAGGAUUUGGCAUCAGUACUAAAUUUUGGGAUCACUUUUUCCACACCCUUAUUCUGGAAGAACCCCACCCGAAGAUACAGUGACAACUCCCAGCCCUGUUGUCCUGCCCUCAGCCCCGCUGUGGCCCCUACCCCAGUCCACCCCCAUCCAGACCCUGCAAAGAAGGUUUGCUUGACCAGGCAGUGCGGGCUUUGUCCGGCCCUUGGGCUUGGUGGAGGGUGCUGGGGAAACCCUGAAGCCCGAGGCUAACCCUGAGACUGCCCUCCUGACCCAGCACAGGAGGGUCACGUCCACUUGGUGGCCGAGUGGCCCUCAGGGACUAGCUCUUUUCUGGAGCAGCCCAGCCUCUUCACUCACACCCCCGCCCAGUGCCUUAGCCCCCAGGACUGCUUCAGGACCCGGCCAGUGGGGACUUUCCUAAGGGGAGUGAAGGCAACUGACCCCUGGGACCAGCUGGUGUCCCACCUGUGUCUUAGCACCCUGGAGCUGCCAGUGUUAACAGUGAAGAACGGAGUCUGCAGGGCCAUGGCCCUCAUCUUCCCCACCUUCUCUUCCCGGAGAGGGUGCGGUGGCUCUGGCUGGGGACUGGAGGACACAGAGGUGGAUGAAGCACUCUCCAAAGAGGAGAAAGCAGGAAGCCUCCUACAGGCCACCCCCAAUCCCGGGGCAGCACCUUUGUCCCCUGCCAAGAACAAAUGCCAGCUGCAUCACCAGGUGCCUCGGGCUGUGACACAUCCAGCACCCACACGCCUGGCCCUCACCUGUCUGUGCAGGUGGGCUGAGAGUAGCUGUUGGGGGUCUCGAGGCUGGAGGGAGCCCACGCCCCUUUCUUUAGGAAGCACCAGCUGCUCUAGCCAUCUCUCCGCCUCCAGAAUCACAAAGCUUUUCCCCAAGGGAGGCUAAAGAGACCUCUCCGUGGGUGGGAGCCCCAUCCUGUCCCCAGCCAUUCUUGACCUCCACCUGGCAUAAGUGGGCCCCUGCCCGCCUCACUCAGGACCCUUCCAGCCAGUGCCUCCUUAAGCCGAGAAGAAGCCUUGAUGCGGUGCCUUAUCUCCCAGCCCCUCCCACCCCAGCAGACGAGGUUCCCACCCUUUCUUCCGAAUAACCAAAACCCUCGCUGCUCAUAAGAGGGUCUUAUUUAUAAACUAUAUAAAUACCCUUAGUCGGGCCCCAGACCAAGUAGCUGCUCAGAUUGCCCUUUCUAAUCCUACAUGUCGAGCUUAUAUAAAAACGUUUUUGUCUUAUUUUUGUUCCCUUCUUACCCACAAACCGUUACUACUUGAAACUUUUUAAAAACUCGAUGUGUGUAAAGGCUAUAGGGAAGCAGUUUGACCGAUCCUGUGAUUUGUACUGUUUACUGCGGGGUUAUUUAAAGAUUUUGGAAUAAAUAUACAAACUACCGUUGUGAAAUAAAGGUGUAAAUAAAUUGUAUAUUUUGAAAAAUAAACACAUUG
Physeter macrocephalus (sperm whale) is the source of this 2656-nucleotide messenger RNA. It is a transcript of the gene FA2H, whose product is annotated as fatty acid 2-hydroxylase. The transcript is spliced from 7 exons. The coding region runs from base 29 to 1285 and encodes 418 amino acids. Gene Ontology annotation, biological process: fatty acid metabolic process; lipid biosynthetic process. Gene Ontology annotation, molecular function: fatty acid 2-hydroxylase activity; iron ion binding; heme binding. The record is from RefSeq and is a predicted model, not a curated record. Lineage: Eukaryota; Metazoa; Chordata; Mammalia; Artiodactyla; Physeteridae. Gene Ontology annotation, cellular component: endoplasmic reticulum; membrane.